GUCACAAGAAGUCAGAGUCAGCUUCAGCUGUCGCUGUUACCUAACCUCAACCUCAAAUUUCGAUCUUAAUUAAUUAUAAACAUUUAAUUUUCAAUAAAAUUAACAUUCAACCUAAUUCAUUCCUACUUAUUCAAUCUUUAAAACUUUAAUUACGUGUACAUUGAAGAAACCGUAUUGUGAAGAUGGGAAUGAAAUAUGAUGAGUCUGCUGAGUUAGCCGACCAAUCAUCUUGUGCUGGUGUUAGGGCAGAUCUGAAGAUGUGCCUUUUGGAAUCUGAAUGUUGUAAAGAUAGAAAGAAAACUCCAAGGGAAUGUUUGGAAUCAAAAGACCCUCGAGUGCCGCAAGAAUGUUUUGCUCUCCAAACCUUAUUCUUUGAGUGCAAGAGAUCAAUGCUUGACAAUCGCACAAGGUUUCGUGGAAAAAAAGGAUAUUAAAAAAAAGCAAAAUCAGUUCUUUGUACAUAGGUUUAUUUAAUAGUAAGUGAUUGUGUCUGUACAAUAGUUUGUAAAUAUACGUUUUCGUUUUGA
Macrosteles quadrilineatus (aster leafhopper) is the source of this 527-nucleotide messenger RNA. Its product is annotated as cytochrome c oxidase assembly factor 5-like. The record is from RefSeq and is a predicted model, not a curated record. Gene Ontology annotation, cellular component: mitochondrion. Lineage: Eukaryota; Metazoa; Arthropoda; Insecta; Hemiptera; Cicadellidae. Gene Ontology annotation, biological process: mitochondrial respiratory chain complex IV assembly. The transcript has 4 exons. Bases 183 to 434 code for a protein of 83 amino acids.